Messenger RNA from Apis dorsata (giant honeybee), 2716 nucleotides. Its product is annotated as MTOR-associated protein MEAK7. Lineage: Eukaryota; Metazoa; Arthropoda; Insecta; Hymenoptera; Apidae. The coding region runs from base 734 to 2065 and encodes 443 amino acids. The record is from RefSeq and is a predicted model, not a curated record. The transcript is spliced from 2 exons.
AAAAAUUAUUUAUGCUUCCGAGUCGUUCUUUUGUUAUUAAUAAUCGUUUAAAUAUCGUUGGAGCUUUUAUUGGCUUUUUUACAUCCUUUAUUAUGUAGUGAUUAUUCGAUUGAUCGUCAACUUAAUCAUCCUUAUGCGUUUACAUCAUAGGUAAAAACAUUAAAAUAAUUCUCAAAUAUAUUUUCCAAUACCAUUAACGAAUCCGGAAAUAGAAAAAAACCUUCAUUUGUUAAUUCUAUUAAGAAACGAAAUGAUUAGUAAUUUCAACAUGUAACAUAACUCUAUGUUUUAAUAUUCUUUUAGUAGAAUGUAGAUAACUCGGGUAAUUUAAUCUUUUCGAUAAUUUAGUUUUCGAUGCCGGAAAAGCAUCUCUUCUCCACUAUAUUUCCUUUUUUCUGGGUACAGAGUUGUAGGUUAAGGGUGGGAGAUGAUUUUGUUCGAUGAGUACGCAUGCGCUUCCAGAGUAGUCGAUAGGCGCUCUAGGAAAUAGGAGGUUACUUGUAUUCACGAUUAACCUCAAAAUAUUUUAUUUAUCGUGUCGAUUUGAAAGUCGUGAAUCGUUUUUUUGAUUACUUCUGUUUCGAUUCUUCGUUUCAGAUGGUUGAUGAAGAAUUCUAAAAAAAGUACGCAAUAUUGCGUACUUAUACUAAUGUGAUUCGUGUCGAAUCCAAAUUUUCGUUGAGAAAACAGAAGUAUAUGGAUUGCUGUGGAAAGUAUUUCUCGCGUUUGAAAGAUGGGUCAUGGUUCAAGCCGUUCCGCUUCAUCCGCAAAUAUUCUAUCAGCGGACGAACUAACCUUGGUGGAGAAUCUUUUCAAAUCUAUGUCUAGAAGUUCAGGUUCCAUAAAACGUGAAGAUAUAUUUAAACAUUGGUCCACCCAUUUGGAUGAUACAUUAUUGCAAUUUGUAGUAAAAUUUCUCUGUCAUGAACCAGGGAAAAGAGUUUCUGCUAUUAAUGGAGAGAAUUUUGGUAGACUCUAUGUGUUUGCUGUUCGUGGAAGUCCAGAAGAGAGAACUAACUUAAUUUUUAAUGGUUUCUCAGAAGAGGAACAGAAACACGAAAUACCCACUACUACAUUCCUUCAAUAUGUUCAAGCUACUAUAAAUUCCUAUUUGAGAUUACAAAAAAAUUCUGGCAACUCACACUAUUUAACAUGGAGUAGCAUUGGGUGUACAGUGAACACUAGAAGGAUAGGAAUGAGAUCUAGAAGUUUAUGUGAAGAUCUAGUCAAAUAUGGAGAUACUUUAUCUAUCGAACAAGUGGAGAAUUGGUUUUCCACAGCAGCCACUUUCAAAACCAUUCAAUCGCAUGUUUUUCAAUGCCUUUUCCUCAUUUCUCAAAAGAAAGGAGACAAGAAUACCAGUGGUAAAAUAAACGAUUUGAAUCUUUUGCCAGGUUGCAAGGGUUUGGAAAAUAUACCGCACUUUCCUAGUAUUCUAGGAUUGGGUGAUGUUUUGUUUUUGAAUUUAAGUUUACCUCAUGAACUUCGCAACGAAUGGAGAUUCCUAUUUUCCAGUCAAGUGCAUGGGGAAUCAUUUUCUACUAUGCUUGGAAGAAUAACUAUGCAAGGUUCCACCAUUAUAAUUCUUCAAGAUAUGGAUGAUCAUGUAUUUGGUGGUUUUGCUUCGAAUAGUUGGGCAACUGGUCCAAAUUUUAUAGGAAACGAAUCUUCCUUUCUAUUUAAACUUGAACCAGAUAUACUUACAUUUUCUUCCACUGGAUACAAUAAUCAUUAUCAAUAUUUAAAUCUUCAUCAACAAACUAUGCCUAAUGGUUUGCUUAUGGGAGGCCAAUUGAAUUAUCCAGGCUUGUGGUUAGAUUGCGAAUACGGAACUGGAAAAUCGAGCGUAUCCUGUACAACUUUCCAGAAUUAUAUUCAAUUAAGUGGUAAAGAGGAUUUUAAAAUCAAGCAUUGUGAAGUGUGGGGUGUAGGUCCUAUUCCGGAAAUAGAAGAAGAAGGACGCGAUUCGAAGUCAAUUUUGGACCAAGAUUCUUCUUCGAAGGUCAUAUUGGAAAUGUCUGGCCGUAAAAUGUACAGCGAGGGAUUACGGGAGGAAAAAGAGUAAUUGUGAUACCAGAGAUUUGUUUGAGACUUUACACAGAAUGAAAAAAAGAUAAAAAAAAAGCAUAUCAGGCUAUUUAAAUUUUUAUCAGCUCUUUAGAAACAAAAGGAAAUCAUUGUAACACAAUAUUUGUAAUUCAAUGAUAAAAUAGAAAAAAGAAAAAAGAUAUUAUCAUAGCUUUCGUGGACGUUUUAACAGAGUAAUAAUAAAAGAAGCUUAUUUUUUUUCUGUUCGCUAAUUAAUUUUUUCGAAGAAUAAAAUUCUAGAGCUCUGUAACGGCCUGAUUUCUAGUACUAUUGUUAUUUUUGAUCAACUCUACGAUCGAUAGAGUGAUAUAAUACCUAAAAAAUAAAAAAGAGAAAAAGAGAAAAAAAUAUAUCGAGUUGCUGUAUUUCGAAUGCCUAUUAUCUAGUGCCUGGUGAAUCAUCAAUCAUUUUUAAUUGGAUCUCUUAAUACAUUAAAGAAAGUUUAUCAAUGAGAAGAAAUUUGUACAAUACAUAUUUAUUAUAUAUACAUAAGACUGUAUAUGUGUUAUUCAUAUAUGACUGAUGCUGGUCACUGUUCACUCUAUUGUCGGAAAAAAGAAACCAAAGAAUUUACAUUGCACUGUUCAGUAUAAUAUUACAAAAGUUCAAUAAAGAAUUGAAAUCUUGA